AGACAUAUAGAUACUGCUCUGUGUCUUUCUUUCUUUCUUUCUUCUUCUUUGAGUUCAACUUUUUUGUUAGAAACGUCUUUGUUUUCUUUAACUCAACUUUUUUGAGUUGUUAAUAAUACUACUAGGGUGCUGUAGCUAAAGAGCUUUCUAGUUGUUGUUAUUGUCGUUGUUGUGUUUAAGAGGAUGAGUGCAUCAAAGUUCAUUAAAUGUGUUACAGUUGGAGAUGGAGCUGUUGGCAAGACCUGUAUGCUCAUUUGUUACACCAGUAACAAGUUCCCUACUGAUUAUAUUCCCACAGUGUUUGAUAAUUUCAGCGCCAAUGUGGCUGUUGAUGGGAGCAUUGUUAAUUUAGGGCUAUGGGAUACUGCAGGCCAGGAAGAUUACAGCAGGUUGAGGCCUCUGAGUUACAGAGGUGCUGACAUAUUUGUGCUUGCUUUCUCUUUAAUUAGUAGGGCAAGCUAUGAAAAUGUUCUUAAGAAGUGGAUGCCUGAGCUUCGGCGAUUUGCACCCAAUGUUCCAAUUGUUCUUGUUGGAACGAAGUUAGAUCUUCGUGACGACAGAGGAUAUCUAGCUGAUCAUAUGGGAUCUAACAUCAUAACAUCUUCUCAGGGAGAGGAGCUUAGGAAACAGAUUGGCGCUGCAGCAUAUAUUGAGUGCAGCUCUAAGACUCAGCAGAAUGUCAAAGCUGUUUUUGACACUGCAAUCAAGGUUGUUCUGCAACCUCCAAGGAGGAAGGAGGUGUCAAGGAAGAAAAGGCACAGACGAUCUGGCUGCUCAAUUGCCAGGAGUAUUGUGUGUGGAGGUUGUGCUGCUUAGGCAACGGUGAUAGCCGGAUGGAUAGUAAUGAAGCACUUUUGACAAGGAUUGGUGUUUUGCAGAUGUGUUGGGGCAUUCAGCAAGUGCUGAUUCCUAAUUAUCUACUUUUGUGUGAAGUGUAGGUGCAGUGAUAUAGUUUGAACUAAGAAAUAGUUUACUUUAAUCUUAUAAACUGACUUGGAGAAGAGUGGAGGGAAUUGUUCAUUCUCUUGUGUACUGUUACCAAGUAAUUGAUCUUGUGGGUUUGGGGUUUAAGCUGAUGUAUUAUUUUAAAUUAAUCUGCUUUAUCUA
Messenger RNA from Pistacia vera, 1107 nucleotides. Its product is annotated as rac-like GTP-binding protein ARAC7. Gene Ontology annotation, biological process: cortical cytoskeleton organization; actin filament organization; regulation of cell shape. Gene Ontology annotation, molecular function: protein kinase binding; GTPase activity; GTP binding. The coding region runs from base 184 to 816 and encodes 210 amino acids. The transcript has 8 exons. The record is from RefSeq and is a predicted model, not a curated record. Lineage: Eukaryota; Viridiplantae; Streptophyta; Magnoliopsida; Sapindales; Anacardiaceae. Gene Ontology annotation, cellular component: cytoplasmic vesicle; cytoskeleton; cell projection.